This is a messenger RNA of Musa acuminata subsp. malaccensis (wild Malaysian banana), 1497 nucleotides long. RefSeq names its product 2-methyl-6-phytyl-1,4-hydroquinone methyltransferase 1, chloroplastic. The record is from RefSeq and is a predicted model, not a curated record. Gene Ontology annotation, molecular function: 2-methyl-6-phytyl-1,4-benzoquinone methyltransferase activity. Gene Ontology annotation, biological process: methylation. NCBI's taxonomy places the organism in Eukaryota, Viridiplantae, Streptophyta, Magnoliopsida, Zingiberales, Musaceae.
ACGCAAUCAGACACCCGGCACCCUACCACACACCCAUCACUUCCGCCUCCGGAGACCUGUGGUGCCUGUGGGAGUACUGCGCCUCUUCCCUUCUCUCCAGUGUCUGUGAAUCCAUCGGCGAACAGGUAAGCCAUAUCCCGCUGGUUUCCAUCUCUUCAGGCUUCCGUUCUUGCUUUGCACGUUGGAGGGCCAAUCUGCACUACUGUCUGUGUCACCAUAGAUGACUUCCUAUAUGCUCAAUGGAGCUGAAGCGCUUACUUUCCCCAAAGGAAGAACUCCAACUGGGUUGGGCUUCAGGGGGUCGUCUCUCAAUGGGAUAUGCCUUCCCAAGAUGGGUGUGGUCUCCGUUGGUGGUGGUAGUAUGAAGGCCAAAUCUUUAGUACCAGCGUGUGGCCUUUCCUCUUCUAGGCCAGCUUCCCAACCCAGGUUCAUUCAGCACAAAAAGGAGGCGUUUUGGUUUUAUAGGUUCCUCUCCAUAGUCUAUGACCACGUCAUAAACCCUGGCCAUUGGACUGAGGACAUGAGGGAUGAGGCGCUCGAGCCUGCAGAUCUAUAUGAUGCAAGGUUGAAGGUGGUAGAUGUCGGCGGUGGGACUGGAUUCACCACAUUGGGCAUUGUUAAACACAUAUACCCCAAGAACGUAACCAUCCUGGACCAGUCACCGCACCAACUCGAGAAGGCAAGGCAGAAGGAGGAACUGAAAGAGUGCACAAUCAUUGAAGGGGAUGCCGAGGAACUUCCCUUCCCAACCGACUCUGUGGAUCGAUAUAUUUCUGCAGGAAGUAUUGAGUAUUGGCCCGAUCCUCAACGUGGAAUCAAAGAAGCAUACAGAGUGUUGAAACUUGGAGGGUUGGCCUGUAUCAUUGGUCCUGUAUACCCAACCUUUUGGUUGUCACGCUUCUUCGCUGACAUGUGGAUGCUGUUCCCCAAGGAAGAGGAAUAUAUUGAGUGGUUCAAGAAGGCUGGUUUUAAAGAUGUCAAAUUGAAAAGAAUUGGCCCCAAAUGGUACCGUGGUGUCCGUCGUCAUGGUCUCAUUAUGGGCUGCUCUGUCACAGGUGUUAAAAGAGAAUCUGGUGAUUCACCUUUGCAGCUGGGUCCGAAAGUGGAGGACGUAAAGAAGCCUGUGAAUCCAUUUGCCUUCCUCCUCCGUUUCAUUUUGGGUACGGUCGCAGCGACAUAUUACGUCUUGGUGCCGAUCUACAUGUGGAUUAAAGAUCAGAUUGUCCCCAAAGGGCAGCCUAUAUAGAGCAGUAGCCUUGAUCCUGCGACGAACAUCACAGUCCAAGAUAAUAAUCCAUUGCAUGUAAUAUUUUGUUUUAGAUCUUUUAAGUUGUUCUUUGUUAAGUUUGGACAGCUUGUAUCAGUCAGAAAUUAAGGCAUGCAUCUCCUACGAGAAACACUUAAAUACUCAUCAGGAAAUUUCUUCUUUGUUCUGAUUUGUAGCAAAAUUAUUUUAUUAUCCAUCAUUAGGCCUUAAAAUUUAAUAGUGGUUGUAAA